Messenger RNA from Neurospora tetraspora, 492 nucleotides. Its product is annotated as membrane-associating domain-containing protein. The record is from RefSeq and is a predicted model, not a curated record. Gene Ontology annotation, cellular component: membrane. The transcript is spliced from 3 exons. The coding region runs from base 1 to 492 and encodes 163 amino acids. NCBI's taxonomy places the organism in Eukaryota, Fungi, Ascomycota, Sordariomycetes, Sordariales, Sordariaceae.
AUGAUUUUGGUAGACAUCAUCUCCAUCAUCCUCCGCCUCGCGGAGCUCGCCUUCGCAACCAUCGUCGCCGCCCUCAACGGACGCUUCCUGCACGCCGUGCGCGGCACCUCAUCAUGGGAUCUCGGUCGACACAUCUACACCGAAGUGGUGGCGGGCCUGUCCAUUCUCUUCGCCAUCAUCUGGCUGUUCCCCUUCUCGAGCUCGUUUAUCCACUGGCCUAUGGACUUGGUCAUUUCGAUCAUGUGGUUUGUGAGCUUUGGUUUGUUGGUUAAUUGGUUGAAUGGGGCUUGUGGAUAUGUCUUUGACUGGGAUAAUGUUGGGUUUAAUGGUGUGGGCUGUGGUGAGUGGAAGGCUACGGUUGCCUUUGCCUUCCUCAGCGCCAUUUGCUGGCUUGUUAGUGCUUUGGUUGGUCUCUACUGGGUUCGUCGCCGUACCCGCGCUCCCGUUGAUGCGGGCUACCCUCGUCGCCGCUGGUACCGUUCUCGCGUCUAA